Messenger RNA from Pseudocercospora fijiensis CIRAD86, 1826 nucleotides. RefSeq names its product glycoside hydrolase family 1 protein. Gene Ontology annotation, molecular function: beta-glucosidase activity. NCBI's taxonomy places the organism in Eukaryota, Fungi, Ascomycota, Dothideomycetes, Mycosphaerellales, Mycosphaerellaceae. The coding region runs from base 31 to 1731 and encodes 566 amino acids. The record is from RefSeq and is a predicted model, not a curated record. The transcript has a single exon. Gene Ontology annotation, biological process: carbohydrate metabolic process.
CGCGCUUGUUGAUCGAAAGACCUUGCCAAGAUGCGGUUGACCACACCAGUCCUUCUGGCACAACUCGUCAGCGUCUCAGCAGCUCAGAACAAGACAGGACCGUCCGCGACGCUUGCACUCGACGUCGACGAUCUGUGGAACAUCUUCGUAGGCCCAGUAUCGAUCGCCGCGACCACGACCGUCGUUUCGCCGACUCCAGUCCCAAGCGCCGAGCUGAUCCCGCCUCCACAACUCUAUCGUCCAUCUUUCCCAUCCGGGCAGCAGGUCAUCGCAGCCAUCAAGAACGAAUCAUGGUCGUUUCCAAAAGACUUCUUGUGGGGUGUUGCAGGAGCAGCAUAUCAGGUUGAAGGAGCAGUCAAAGCAGAUGGCAGAGGCCCGUCCAUAUGGGAUGUAGCAAUACAUCGUGUUCCAAAUUAUGUGACCAACAACUAUACCGCUGAUAUCAGCGACAACAACUACUACCUCUACAAGCAAGACAUUGCUCGAUUGGCUGCAAUGGGCGUCAAAGCUUACUCGUUCAGCAUAUCCUGGAGCCGUGUGCAGCCUUUCGGGAAUGGACCUGUCAACCAAGCUGGUUUGGACUUCUACAGUGAUCUGGUAGACACUUGCCUGCAAUACAAUGUCACACCCAUUGCGACCUUGUACCAUUGGGAUCUCCCUGCCUGGCUGCAGAACACGUACGGCGGCUGGCUUGGUUCGGAGAUUGUGGACGACUUCGUGGAGUAUGCUCGCAUCACAUUCCAAGCACUCGGCGACCGAGUGAAACACUGGUACACCGUCAAUGAGCCUCAGGUAUUCUGCAGCAAUUAUCCUUUACCCGCAGCGUAUUUCAAGAACACCUCGAUUCCAGCCGUUCAACAACAGUUCUUCUGCGGCCAUCACGUCCUCCUGGCACACUCGCAAGCCUACCAUCUCGGCAAGAGAAUUUUAGGGAAUGAUAGCGUCAUCUCAUUGAAACUCAAUGGCGGCUACAAAAUUCCUCUCACAAACAGUACCGAAGAUGCCCAGGCCGCCCAGCGCUCCUGGGACUUUUCCGAAGGCUGGUAUGCGAAUCCAAUAUUCCUGACCGGCGACUAUCCAAAUUCCCUCAAGACUUUCGUCUCGGAUUUCCUCCCCGACUUCACCGCCGACCAAAAGUCCCAAAUCAAAGGCUCAGCAGAUAUCUUUGCGCAUGACGCCUACACCUCACAAUUCUUCUUCGCUCCCGAAGGCGGCAUUUCCGCUUGCACUGGCAAUCCAUCCAAUCCCUUAUACCCAUCCUGCGCAAAUUCGUCAUACACCUACUCGAAAAACGACGGAGGCUGGCCCAUCGGUCCCGCAGCAGAUCCAGGUGCUCCAUGGCUCCACAAAGCUACAGAAUGGGUUCCUCUCUUGAUGCACUACAUUCAAGAUACAUGGGCAAAUGGCAAAGGCAUCGUCAUCGCUGAGUUCGGCUUUGCCGAGCCGUUUGAGGCUCAAAAGACGCUGCUUCAAGAUAUCUUGUACGAUCCUAUCCGCACGAGCUACUAUCACGACUACAUGCAAUCCGUGUUGUUGGCGCUGAGCGAGGGAGUCAACAUUGUGGGAACUCUGGCUUGGAGCUUUGUCGAUAAUUUGGAAUGGAAUCAGGGCUAUGGGACGAGAUUUGGGAUGCAGUAUGUUAACUUCACGGACCCUGCGAGACCACGGUACUAUAAGUCGAGCUUUUUUGAGUAUGUGAAUGCGUUUAAGGUGUAUCAAAAGCAGGCGUAGGAUUAAUAAAGGAAAUGGAAAAUUGCUGAUGUGGUUGCUAGGUGCAGACAAGUCCUAGGUAAAGAUUUCAUUUCACAUAUCAAAAUUUCUGUCUG